Cyprinus carpio (common carp) is the source of this 3430-nucleotide messenger RNA. RefSeq names its product homeobox protein Nkx-2.1-like. NCBI's taxonomy places the organism in Eukaryota, Metazoa, Chordata, Actinopteri, Cypriniformes, Cyprinidae. The record is from RefSeq and is a predicted model, not a curated record. Gene Ontology annotation, biological process: regulation of transcription by RNA polymerase II; cell differentiation. Gene Ontology annotation, molecular function: RNA polymerase II cis-regulatory region sequence-specific DNA binding; DNA-binding transcription factor activity, RNA polymerase II-specific. Gene Ontology annotation, cellular component: nucleus.
CUGAGUGGUUCUCAAAGUCUGAAGUCCGCAUAUGCACUCACAUCAAGGGGCCCUUAUAAACAUCACUCCACCUGUCAAUAUUUCAUCCUUUUCUGUGUUCCUUGCCGUUCUCGCAAGCCUCGCCACCUCGAAAUAAACAGCCUCGCGCUGAAAAAGAACUAUGGACGAAUUACAUUUACGCACAGGUGUUGUUGCAUGCUUGUGAAUGUUUUCAGGGUUUGGGGAAGGCAUGGGUAGUUGAAGACCGCGUAAUAGAAAUUGUGCGUGGGUGCACAGAUGAUAGCGCUGCUUUGUAUUGUUGCCCUGGCUGCUGAUGCCCCGCCUCUGAUGGAAGCCUUAAACCUGGCACCAAGCUAAAACAAACGAAAGUCAGCUUCGAGCUCCCACUCAAACCAAUUAAGGCGGACUCCAGUGCGCACUCAUACGUUUCCAUCCUGCUGCAGCGACGGUGAAACAACAGGAACAGAGGAGCUGGCCAAAAAAAAGAAGGAGAGAUUGCCUUGCCUUCUAAUUUCUCCCUUUCCAACACAGAACAAUGUCGAUGAGCCCUAAGCAUACGACUCCUUUUUCUGUAUCCGAUAUCUUAAGUCCUCUUGAAGAGAGCUACAAAAAAGUGAGUAUGGAGGGGAACAACUUGGGGGCUCCUCUUGCCUCGUACAGACAACCCCAAGUCACGCAAGCGGCGAUGCAGCAGCACCACAUGGGCCACAAUGGAACAGUACCCGCUGCCUACCACAUGACUGCAGCUGGAGUUUCCCAGCUGUCACAUACAGCCAUGGGGGGCUACUGUAACGGGAAUUUGGGCAACAUGAGCGACCUGCCGGCCUAUCAAGACGGCAUGAGAGGCAGCACGACGGCCGCCAGCUGGUACGGAACGAAUCCCGACCCACGCUUCUCUACAAUCUCUCGUUUCAUGGGCUCCUCGUCUGGUAUGAAUAUGGGCAGUAUGAGCACGCUGAGUUCACUGGCGGAUGUUGGCAAAGGCAUGGGUCCGCUGACCAGCACGCCUCGCAGGAAGAGACGAGUACUCUUCUCCCAGGCCCAGGUGUACGAGCUUGAGCGACGCUUCAAGCAGCAGAAGUACCUCUCCGCGCCGGAAAGGGAACAUCUGGCCAGCAUGAUUCACUUGACUCCGACUCAAGUUAAAAUUUGGUUUCAAAACCACCGAUAUAAAAUGAAAAGGCAGGCCAAGGACAAGGUGUCCCAGCAGCAAAUGCAACAAGAUAAUGGCUCCUGUCAGCAGCAGCAACAGUCUCCACGGCGGGUGGCCGUGCCAGUGUUGGUGAAAGACGGAAAGCCAUGCCAGGGCAGCAGCCAUACACCCAACACUGGUGUACAAAACCACCAUCACCAGGGGGGAAACGUCAUGAUUAUGUCCAAUAAUAGUUCUUCAAUGGGCCAGCUUCAAAGCCAGCAGGUAGGCAGCGCCGGCCAGUCCCCAGAUCUGGGUCAACACGCUGCAAGCCCCCCAUCUCUCCAAACCCAGGUAUCUGGCCUGUCGCACCUGAACUCUUCCGGGUCCGAGUAUGGAGCCGCCUUGCCCUGCUCCGCUCUGCUCUAUGGCAGGACGUGGUGACAUCGGAACAGACAAUAACAAAAUGACAGGUGGAUGCAGGUAAUCUGUAUACCCUGCUCAAAAAGACCAUGAGAACAGUGGUUGCGCUCUGAAAUCAUUGUCUCCUUUCUGGAGGGAGACAUGACAAGGCUACAAGCAACACGAGGAUUGCCAAAUGUCAAAGGUAUCAAAUCUUUUAUUUUGAGGAUGAGCGCCAAAACACCAUUAAGAAGAUGGAAUUAUUUAUAUACGCUAGAUUUUAAAUGGAGACUGAUUUAAACACUAAAAUCAAAUAUUCUGUCAUCCUGUUGGAUUUAAAAAAAAUGCCCCGACAACGAAGACAUCUCCCCUCACAGUUAGACUGCUAAAUACCUUUCAUGAUUUCUUAUAGAUUUCACUGUAAUCGUAGCUUGUAUAUUUCUGUAAAAGUUUUGGACUGAUUACAUAGUUUUUAGCUAUAUGUAGCCUAUAUUGUAUACAUUUUUAUCGAUAUUAAGGGUCACAUGUUUUUCAGUUUCAUUGUUAUUUGUACGUUUCAUUUUCUUGUAACUUAUAUAGAUAUUUGACUUAAACGCAGUCAUGCAAUCAUAUUAAUAAAUUAUGACAAUAAUAACAAUAGCCUAACAAUACGUUUGUUUUAAAUUUGGGUGUAAGAAUAAAUCACUCGGCGGUGCUAAAAGUGGGACCUGACCAAUUUAACUUUUUUUUCUUCAAGAUAACUAGUUUAAAAGUCAUCAAGCUUCCACACAAUAAACCAUUAAAUUUGUACAAGCUUUCCGAAUAGGCAUUAGAAGGAUUUUUGCUGCAGUCGCUCAUUGUUUGAAAUCGAAAUUUCUACUGUUUGUAUUGGGUCUCCCCUUCAGUGUGACAGGUUUGUGGAGCUGGAUUUCUGCAUCGCAGGCCUUAUAGUAAAGUGUUCAUUCAGUUAUGUAGUUUUCUGUGUCGCAACACCCCUGGAGUCAAACGCCAAAUAUUAGUAGGAUACAGCAAACAAAGACAAAAAAAGUCAAUUUUGCGUCGUGUAAAAACGUUUAUACAACUGACAAAACCCGGGAUCAAUUUAGGCACAAAAUGAAACACGUUUUCUGCAUUUUUGCACGAAACAUUUAUGAAAUAUUUUACAAAUGCUUAGCCUAUAUAAAACAUACAAAUGUUUCAUACAAACUUGACUGUAAAAUCUAAUUCCAGCGAUCUGCUAAUUGUAUUUAACUUAUUUAAUACGUCAUAGUCUAUGACUUUUUCUAAGAAAAAAAGGUUUUGGUACAGGUUUCUUUUCGGAGCGUGUUCUUUGUCGUAAGAGAAUGAGUCAGUGCAGGUGAGGUCUCCACUCCUGGAGAGAAACUCACAUCAAACAAACGCUCCUAAAAGCUAACUUAUCAAUCACAUCGCUGGACAAACAGCAUUCUCUUAAAUAACUUUGCAAGACGAAAUAAACACACUUAUCACAGCGCCGUCCAUCAAUACCGUGUUUGUGAAGAUCAGAGGUACAAUCAUGCCACCGUGGUUACAUUGAUAAAGAGCGUAAACAUCUGAGGGGCGCGGUAAGAUGCCUGAGAGCUGCCUGCUAGAACGUUUGAAAGCGCGUGUGUGUGGGACUUGCUAGUGCCAAGUAAGAAAAAACAGAUGUUGUCCGCAGACAGAAAUAUUUAAAUUAAAUAUGAUAGAGACAUUUCCAUUAAACUUUAUGACCAGUUCAGAAUCAAAUAAAAAUAAUUUUAAAUAAAAAGCUCACACAAAAGCUACAACCUAUUUGCUACACACAAGAAUCGGUUGUGAACUGAUAAGGCCGUGUGUCUUUGACUUUCUUUCUUUUUCUUUCUUUCUUUCUUUCUUUCUUUCUUUCUUUCUUUCUUUCUUUCUUUCUUUCCUACACUC